Messenger RNA from Solanum tuberosum (potato), 3678 nucleotides. Its product is annotated as histone-lysine N-methyltransferase 2C-like. The record is from RefSeq and is a predicted model, not a curated record. NCBI's taxonomy places the organism in Eukaryota, Viridiplantae, Streptophyta, Magnoliopsida, Solanales, Solanaceae. The transcript has 20 exons. The coding region runs from base 99 to 3242 and encodes 1047 amino acids.
CCUUCCCCUUUCUCUCUCUCUCUCUUCCCUCAAAAGGGCUUUUCCCCAAUUUAAACUCUUCAAAAAUUCCUCAAUACACAAAAAUCUUUAUCUCGCGUAUGGCCUUUCACACAGCUUGCCCAAUUACCUGUCGAAAGAUCUGCUUCUGCCCUCAUGGGUUUCCGAAGGGUAAAAAUGAGUUCUUUGGAGAUGUGACUAAGCUUGAGGAGUUUCUCAAGGACCCAUGGGGUCUUAAGGCCAAACAACCUGCUACAAUUCAGGUUAAGGUGCCCAAGCUUAAUGUUGCUCCACCUCCACAGGCGCCUGUAGGUGAUGGGGGUGGUGGAAGCGGCGGGGAUGGUGAGGAGGCGGCUGCUAUUGCUUCAGCUCAGACUAAGCGUGUUGCUUUGCAGAAGAAAGCUGCUGCUGCAUCUAUGGUGGCUGAGGAUUUUGCUAGACGAUUUGAGUCUGGUGAUGUGGAGGGCUCCAUGAAAGAUGUUGGUGGAGAAGAACAGGGUCUAUCGAAUGUCAAAGUGAUGUGUAGGUUAUGCUUUUCCGGUGAAAAUGAAGGAGGUGAAAGAGCAAGGAAAAUGAUGUCAUGCAAAAGUUGCGCGAAGAAGUAUCACCGAAACUGCCUGAAAGCUUGGGGUCAACAUAGAGAUCUCUUCCAUUGGAGUUCAUGGACAUGCCCGUCAUGCCGGCUUUGUGAGGGCUGUCGAAGAACUGGAGAUCCAAACAAGUUCAUGUUUUGCAAAAGGUGUGAUGCAGCUUAUCACUGUUACUGUAUGCAGCCUCCACACAAGAACGUCAGCAGUGGGCCUUAUUUAUGCCCCAAACACACGAAGUGUCACAGCUGUAGUUCUAAUGUUCCAGGAAACGGACUGAGCGUGAGGUGGUUUUUAGGAUACACUUGUUGUGAUGCCUGUGGAAGAUUAUUUGUGAAGGGAAACUACUGUCCUGUUUGUUUGAAGGUAUAUAGAGAUUCUGAAUCAACACCUAUGGUCUGUUGUGACAUUUGCCAGCGCUGGGCGCACUGCCAAUGUGAUGGCAUCAGCGAUGAAAAAUAUUUGCAGUUUCAAGUGAAUGGAAAUUUGCCGUAUUCAUGUCCAAAAUGCCGCGGAUAUAGUUAUCAGUCCAUAAAUCGUGAGAAUGCUGUUCAGGAGCUUUGGAGGAGGAGAGAUUUAGCUGAUAGGGAUUUAAUUGCAAGUUUGAGGGCAGGAGCUGGGUUGCCAGUUGAAGAUGAAAUGUUUUCUAUUUCACCCUUUUCAGAUGAUGAAGAUACUGCUCCUGUAGUAAAAAAUGAACAUAAAAAAUCCUUGAAAUUUUCUCGUAAAGGUUUAGUUGACAAAUCUCCCCAAAAGAGCAAGGACUAUGGAAAGAAAUCUGGUAAAGGGAAGGGGUUAACUGGACAAAAUGAAGGACAUCCAGAUGCUCCAUCUGGUGGAUAUAGUGCUGGUGAUGUCAAGAAUGAUGAAUUGCAGGCUUAUGGGGAACUAGAUAGCUUUUCUUCUCCUGCUGCUAGCUUGACAGAAGGUAUAUGUUCAUUUAAUAUGGCAGGGGUCAUAAAGCACAAAUUUAUAGAUGAGGUUGCUGGAAACACGGGUAAGAGGACAGUCCAAAGGAAAGGUAGCAAGCCUCAGCGUUUGGAUGGGGAUGAUGUUGGAAUUCAAACAAGCAUGCCAAAGACCUCCAAGGAGCCAAAAGGUGUUAUUCAUUUGGGCUCGCUGGAUAAAAAUAUAGCAGGUUCCCCGAAGUCCGAUGCUUCAAGCUGUCAGAAAGAGCAAGUUUUGACUACUUCACAUGGUUAUAAGGAUCUGGUUCAGCUCAGAGAGAAUGAGAACUCAGAGAGGAAUGAGACUGCGGCAACACUUGGUGGUGGAAAAGAAAGUAACUUAAUAGAGAUCACGAAAGUUAGCUCAGAAGCUACUCAUUUCCCUGCCAAAGUUGGUGGAAAAUUUGCCGAUGGGUCUAGACCUUAUCCUCAACUCAAGACUUCUGGUUAUGAGGAUCUGGUUCAGCUGAGAGAGAAUGAAAACUCAGAAAGGAAUGAGACUGCAGCUAUACUUGGUGGUGGAAAAGAAAGUACCUUAAUAAAGAUCAAGAAAGUUAGCUCAAAAGCUACUCAUUUCCCUGCCAAAGUUGGUGGAAAAUUUGCCGAUGGAUCUGGACCUUAUCCUCCACUCAAGACUUCUGGUUAUGAGGAUCUGGUUCAGCUGAGAGAGAAAGAAAACUCAGAAAGGAAUGAGACUGCAGCUACACUUGCUGGUGGAAAAGGUCAUGAGGAUCUGGUUCAGCUGAGAGAGAAAGAAAACUCGGAAAGGAAUGAGACUGCAGCUACACUUGGUGGUGGAAAAGAAAGUAACUUAACAAAGAUCAAGAAAGUUAGCGCAGAAGCUACUCAUUUCCCUGCCAAAGUUGGUGGAAAAUUUGCCGAUGGAUCUGGACCUUAUCCUCCACUCAAGACUUCUGGUAAUGAGGAUCUGGUUCAGCUGAGAGAGAAUGAAAACUCAGAAAGGAAUGAGACUGCAGCUACACUUGGUGGUGGAAAAGAAAGUAACUUAAUAAAGAUCAAGAAAGUUAGCGCAGAAGCUACUCAUUUCCCUGCCAAAGUUGGUGGAAAAUUUGCUGAUGGAUCUGGACCUUAUCCUCCACUCAAGACUUCUGGUAUUUUAGGAAAAAGAAGCAAUGAUAGUAGUGUUAUUACAAAGGCUGGAUCUGAAGUUCCUGCUACAAGGGACAACAAAUUAGCUUCUGUUAAACAUGUCAAAGCUUGGCUCGCUUCUUGUGAUGAGCUGAAUGAAGAAAAAAAUGGCUCACCUUCAUUAUCUAAUUUACCGAGAAUGGAUCCAAGACCUCUCCAAAGGCCCAAGUUCAAGAAUCCUUACCAUGAAAGUCAAAAUUCCUUGGCUUCUCCAGGAGAGGAGGAGAAAAGCAUGGAUAAGGGCCACGAGUCUAAAAGAAUGAGAUCGCCAGCUUUUGAAGAAAAAGCAUCGACCAGGUCUGAUGAUAAUUCAUCACGGCGAUAUGAAGACAUUGAUGACUUCUUGGCUGAUAAAUGGAUACUGCAGAAGUUGGGACAAAAUGCAAAAGGAAAGAGAGUGGAAUUUCAUCAUCUGUUUGAUAAUACCUGGCAUAGAGGGACUGUCGUAGAAGUCUUUGAAGGCUCAUCUGUUGUGUCUGUUGCUCUUGAUGAUGGGAACAUGAAGAAGUUGGAACUUGGAAAGCAAGGAAUUCGUUUAAUAUCUUCGAAGCAAAACUGUUGACUGCUAUUAAAAUUGGUUAUUAGAUGCAGCGUAUGUUGCGACUUUUGAUGUCAAGGGCAUGAGCAACUGCUGAUUCCCAGAGUUGUUCCUCUUUGGUUGACUCAAAGGAAGUAACUGAUCGUUGCAGGUUAAAAUUUCAAGGUUACUGCACCCUGCAUUGUGUGUUUGCUGCUUGUUAUCUAACCAUUGGUUACCAGAUUUACAUGUAAGGCGUUGGUUUGAUUCUGUUUUAUUGUCACCUUUUGUUUUCCAGUUUAUAGAUUCUCCUUUUGAGCCUUUUGGUGGCACUUUAAAUUAAUCUUGUUGAGUUUGCAGUUUUAAUGUAAAAUUUCUAGAGAUUACAAAGUUCUGCUCUUACUGGUAUUAACUCAGAAUAGAUGUCGUUGUUAUACUAUAAUAUAUAUAUUAUAGCCAGCUGAGCUCUUUUCAAUAUGAA